Messenger RNA from Hydatigera taeniaeformis, 3339 nucleotides. NCBI's taxonomy places the organism in Eukaryota, Metazoa, Platyhelminthes, Cestoda, Cyclophyllidea, Taeniidae. The record is from the annotation of a GenBank genome assembly.
AUGAGAGAGGAGAUUAGAAGUCUGUUAUUCGUUCUGGGACCCGAGGUUUCUGACGCUUCUGAGGACUCUUCCAGGUCCUUCUACAGUUCUGACCAGCUUUCAGAGGCUCUUCGGGAUCUUCCGCCUGAUCAAUUCGAAGCUGCAAGAGACUGCUGCAUGCGUCUACGCUACCCACCCGCUCUUGCCGUUCUUAUGCAGCGCGAAAAAGACAAUCAAUUGUGCGGGUCCAUCAGUACUGAUCCACAGGCCAAAUCUCGUUCCCUUCGAUCAAUUCACUUUGAGAUUCUCCCUAGUCAUUUUGAGGGAACGGUGGUGAAGCUCUUCGACGAGGUAAGCGUCGCUGCAACGAGAGUGAAAGCAGAUAGAAUCGAGGAAGAUCCUUUCGAGUCAAGCAAGCGAUCUGCAGCUGUUGAUGGUUGUGGAUAUUCCAUUCUUUCGCCGGCCACAAGCACUAAGCGCGCUCGUCAUCAGCGUAAGACGAAAAGGGAAGAGAAUAGAUGGAUUAAGCCUUCUGAUACCAACGAAGAUGAAUCAGAUGGUCUCGAAAUUGUCUCUGUGGUUCCACCCGACGAACAGCUCUUUCCGGCUCCUACCACUACUACCGUUGCCAUCGGGAGUCAAAAGCGGAAGCCAUCAAACCACAUUUCUUCCAUUGUAUCAUCACUUGCCAUUGGAGUGCCAGCAGGGCCAUCAUCAGCACAGCCAUCUUCCCUGCCCCCGUUGCAACAGCGGAUCGAAUCGUCCCACUCUGUCACUCGAUCGGGUUUCGCGGCCUCGUCCGAGUUCACCAUGUUUCAGUCAAAACCGUCAAGUAGACUACGCAAACCCCUUUUGUUUCCAAAGACGGUUUCCUUCUCAUCUAAAUGUCUCGAAGGUUGUCUCUAUCUGGACAAGGCAAGUUUCAUUCCUUUGUUUUACCAACAGCUGGUUGGCUUUGGAAUCCUCUCAGAAGUGGCUUUGGAGAUGACUUCGAUGGCUGUGAGCAGCGACUUCCUCGUUCCUACGCCUUGCCCAUUUGGAUGGCCACAUUUUGUCUGCCUGGAGUCGAAUCCGAGUAGUCCUCACCCUUUUGAGUACUCCUUGCUCGAUAUGAACUUCCACCUUGUUAGGACGGAGCAGUUUCUAUUGAUGGGAGACGCGCUUCGCCUAAUCCUCUUGGCCUACACCAAUCCAACGGCAGAAUGUCGCAACGCUGUGAGGUGUCUAACCGAUCUUUGCCAUCAAAAGAUCCGCUCCAUUCUUGUGGAAAAUAUUCGUGUGCGCACUCCAAAGGGCUUACAAUGCGUACCUUUAGAGUGGUCCUCCUUGCUCUCCUCCUCCUCCUUUCGUCUGCCCAGUCUCCUAUGGCUACCUGUCGUCACUCCACCUUCUCGUGACGUUAUUCUCAGCAUUUUUGACUCCGCUUCAAAAUCGAUUCACUCAAAAUCCUCUGUGGGUCCUUCGUGGACAUCAAGCUGUCCGGUGGAGGAUCUAGCACACAUUGCAGUUGCCCUUUGUCCAAAAUUCUCUGUUCCUGAUCCUCUCAACCCUCCAGUUCCCAUCACAUCUACCGCGACUGUCGACGAAACAGCCUCUGCUCAGGCUCUACGUGACUUCCUCUGUCUCUGCUUUACACCCACAAUCAAGUGGACGUCUGUGAGCUUAACCUCUACUUCAAUCUCUGAAUCGCCUCUGGAGACCCUCAUUCACAUGACGCCGCCACAACUGCGUGCUCUGUGUCAGCUCCUCGACUGCAACCAUGCAUCUAGUUUUGCUGGUCUGGGGCUCAUCUGCCUCCUCUUCAAACGUCUUUUUAUGCACCUCUUUGUCAACGCUUCCCUUGCGGGGCGGGGUAGACUUAUGGUGCUAAGACAUACACUCUGCUUGAUUGAAUGCCCCAUAGAGGAUGGUCUUUACGACUGCGACUUGUUUACUCAUCUCAAAAGCAUCCACUCUCGUGUCAGUGAUUGUCUAAGUCAUCUACGCACCGCCUAUCCGCAACUGGUCUCUGCUGGAGCCUGUCUGACUGCCAAACACCGACUUAGUUGUUCUCCCCAAACCGCUACAGCAGCAGAUAUUGGUAGGUCGCGUCUCUUCACGACGGCACAAGAAGCACGUGAUGUCAUUUUGCGGAUAUUUAAGGAGGUCAUUUACCCUAAUCUCGUCGCGUUGUUUGAAGCAGUUACAGCCGUCCACGAAUUUGUCGGUUUUGUCCUUGCAAGAGACCUUUAUAUGUUCAAGCGACCGCACGGAAUUGGCGGCCGUGUUGAAGAGAACAAUGCCUUUCGUUUGCUACGCUCGGGUAUCGCGAUGUUGAAUCGCUUGGAGAAUAAGAGUGUCUUUCAGAAGAUUAACAAAUCGGAUUCAAAUGUAGGUUUUGAGAAGAUUCUUGAACCAGCGGUGCUAUGCAAGACCAAGUUAGUGCUUCUGCGUCCUCCAGGAUUGUUGUACAUAGUCGAACAGAUGGCAGUGCAGAUAAAGGCCUUUCGACAGAGUCUUAUGACUUCAAGGAUAAAUCUCUGCUCUUCAUGGUGGUCAGCAUUCACUACCAGUGCAGUAGAUGUGAGCGCUGACUCGAACGUGAAGCUCUUUGUGACAGAAAUGCAGUCCAUCUUUGACAGGAUUGAAUGCUGGACACGGAGUCUACACAAUACAGAACUCCGAAACAUCCCCAUCAAGAUGUUAGAGGUGCUUGUGAAAGAGGUGGGGAAAAGAGUUUCUGGAUUACGUGAACUGAAAGUUGCACCCUCUGAAUCGGAGUUACUCGAGGUUCCGUAUGGAUCGAAGAACUCAACAAUAGCAGAACCGAUCCUGACUGCCGUGGCCGUCGCACCACUUCCACCCUGUCCACAGAAUGUCCCAUUUGAUGAGGAACAAGCUGCAGUCGCGUCGGAGGCUUCUAUGAGCCUGGACUUGUUGAAUAGAGCCUUUUCGCUUCCUGAUGACGAAGAAAAUGAUGUUAUAGUGGAGGAGAGAGGAGAGGUAGAGAACAAAAUUAAUGAAACGAACGAAACCACAACAACGGAUGUGGAGAGGGAAUCUGACGUGAUAGAGGUGGUUCAAAGGACGCCACCCAAGAAGGUGGUAAUCAGUGUUAGCGGAGAGGAUGUCACGAUGACAACUAUGGAAGAGGAAUCUAAGAAUUCUCAGGAGGUGGAAGAAGGCGUAUCCACUUCCACCACCUCCAUGAUGGAUCGUCGCACCUUGGGAAAAUUGAAACGAAGUCAGAAGAUUCUGUCCCACCACUGUCAGCAAACUCAAUCUCAGAAGGAGGGAGAAGAGGUAGAGCAAGUAACAACCUCCUGUACCUAUCAUGGAGACAAUCGUUUCGUCAACCUAUGUAGUAACGGCGUGAGCUAA